Messenger RNA from Pseudovirgaria hyperparasitica, 1568 nucleotides. Its product is annotated as Aldo/keto reductase. The transcript is spliced from 5 exons. The record is from RefSeq and is a predicted model, not a curated record. The coding region runs from base 308 to 1291 and encodes 327 amino acids. Lineage: Eukaryota; Fungi; Ascomycota; Dothideomycetes; Acrospermales; Acrospermaceae. Gene Ontology annotation, cellular component: cytoplasm.
GCAGGUAUUGGUAAAACGUUGGGCAAGUGAAACAGCAGUCUACUGAAGCUGCACACACCCGCCACCACCACCCCUUGCUAACAGUGGAACGCCCUAACAACAGUGAAGAAGCGUGAGGGCAUAUCAUUUCACUGCCCUGGCGAUGCUGCCUCAGGAUCGGUCUUAAGCUUUACUUCCGCUAUCCCCUUUCCAGUUCCCCCUAUAACAACAAUGAAUACUACUUUAUAAACGAGCCUUUACUAGACUCACCAUCUAUAUUGCAUGCAGUCAGAGAACUUAUCCCCCUUUAUCCGUGCAAUUUAUCAACAUGGUGAAAUCAAUUCCAUUCCGUGGCAUUACCGUCCCUUCCCCAGGGUUUGGCGCCAUGGGCAUCAGUAUGGGCUGUGGCACCAAUCUCAGUCCCAAGCAGGCCGAACCCGUGCUCCUCAAGGCCAUUGAGCUGGGAUGCACAUUCUGGGACACGGCUGUCGUGUACCGAGCCGGCAUGAACGAGAAGCUGCUCGGCGACUUCAUCCGCAAGCACAACGUCCGAGACAAGGUCUUCAUCGCGUCUAAGUGUGGCUUCGACUGCUUCGGCUCCGGCCAGCUGACGAACUCGGCCAAGCACAUCCGGAAAUACAUCGACGGCACCAUUGACAGACUCGGCUUCGCUCCCGACCUCUACUACCUCCACCGCAUCGACCCGAACACCCCUCUCGAAGAAUCAAUCUCCGCCCUCGACACGAUCCGCAAGGCCGGCAAGACAAAAUACAUUGGCCUCUCCGAAUGCUCCGCCGCAACGCUGCGCAAGGCAAACUCAAUCGCCCGCAUCGACGCCAUCCAAGCCGAAUACUCAGCCUUUGAGACAAUCCACGAAACCGACGGCCUCAUCAGCACCGCACGCGAACUCGACAUCCCCUACAUCGCCUACUCCCCGCUCGGCCACGGCUGGCUCGUCGACAACUUCGCCUACAGCUCGCCAGACGCCUUCGCCGCCGACGACUUCCGCCGCACCCUGCCCAAAUUCCAGGGCCGCAACUUUGAGCAGAACAAGGCUGUCGUGGCGGAGAUGCGGAAGCUGGCGGCGCGGAAAGGGUGUAGUGUGGCGCAGCUGGCGCUUGCCUGGGUGGCUAGUCAGGGGAUGAUUGCGAUUCCGGGGACGACGAAGGUGGGCAGGCUGGAGGAGAAUUGGGCGAGUAGGGAGGUUGACUUGACGCAGGCGGAGGUGGAGGAGAUGAGGGCGGUUGUGGAUAGGGCGAAGACGGUGGGGAAGAGGUUGCCUGAGUGGGCGGAGGCGAUGGUUGGGCACUGAGGAUGGGGGUUGGAGAGGGAUCGUGUUGUUGCUCUGCCUUUGGACGUCGGGGACAUGGGGGCUCUUCUGUUAUGGUGUGUGCUGCUAGGUGCAGUGAGCGAUAAAAGGCCUGAUAUGGGGGCCUGCAAUCUAGUACUAUGACAAUGAACAAUGACUGCAUGUCCGUUCACAACAGAUUCACUCCGUCGUGCUGCACAGCUACUACUGUUCGCACAUAGGUAGUGAAUGCUGUAUUUGUUGUAUCUGUGGAGUAGGUCAUCUCCUACUUAGCUCUCUC